AGUAAAGGCGCCAAUAAAUUAUGAGCAGUAGUGGUCGAUAAGUCCUGAAAAAAAGGACACCGAGAGGGAGGGCGAGAUAGUUAAGGGGGUCUGGAAAACAUCUGAGAUACUCCACUACAGAGCAUGCAGGCUAAUUCUGUCAUUUUAUGCAUGUGUGUACAUCACAUGCCAGUGGCAGCCCGUCUCAGAUUUGAGUCCGAACGUUAUAGAUGCUCAAACCAAAGCCAGCAGGUUUGACUUUCUAUCAAUCUAUACAAACUGAGAUCAUGUAUAAAUGAAUGGCGGUAGUUCAACAUCACCUCUUGCAUGACACCUUGUCACUUCAAUGUCAUUUCUAUCCAUACUGUUUUGUUUUCUCUGUCCAUUUGAGGCAGGGAAACAAAGGCAGUGCUGGCAGUAGUAACAGGCUAAUAUUGGCUACAGAGGGCAGCUGACCGGCUGCCUCCUGUAUAUUUAGCUCAGGGCCAAUACAUGGGAGAGGUGUAACAGACAUUGGCUGGCAUUCACUUCUCCUAAAGGCGUGGAUCUAGUGUGUGUGUGUGUGUGAGAGAGAGAGAGAGAGUGGCAUGGAGAGAGAGGAGUAGUGUGGGACUGCCUCAGAUCACUCCUCGGUGCUAUUGGAGGUAGACGGCAGCCGGCAGCAUGAUUCUGUUCUCGCUUGGACUAUAUUUUCAACUCUUCUGCUAUGUGUCGUCAUUCUCUUACAUGGAUAACAUAUUCCCUCCUCCAACAGAGUUCCAGUUGCUGGAAACCAGAAAGAAAUUCAACCCCUGCUGUUUACUGAGUCCACCUCCGCCUCCUCUCUUCCCUCCCCCUUCACUGUGGCGGAAGGAGUCUCUGACUGAGACACCAAAUGUGGGGACCUCAGAAGAGAAGCACAGUCCCACAACCCACACAUGUUCCCCAGGGCCUCCAGGACCAGCAGGACCUCCUGGCCCUCAGGGUCCUGCUGGACUGCCGGGACCACAGGGACCAAAGGGAGAUAAGGGUGAAAUUGGAAGACCUGGACACAAGGGGCGCACUGGCCCUCCUGGUCUCCCAGGGCGACAGGGACCAAGCGGAUGGCAAGGACCAACUGGGCCUAAAGGGGAGAAAGGUGACGCUGGGCUGAUGGGCAUGCCAGGGGCAAGAGGACCAACUGGACCCAAGGGCUUUCCUGGACAUAAGGGGGAAAAAGGCUCACAAGGUUUCAGAGGAGAAAUUGGCUUAAAAGGUGACAAGGGAUCAAUUGGUCUUCCUGGAAUGCUUGGCCAAAAGGGUGAAAUGGGCCCAAAAGGAGAACCUGGAAGCUCAGGGAACAGGGGACCCACUGGCCGCCCAGGAAAAAGAGGAAAGCAGGGCUCAAAAGGUGACAGUGGUGCAAUUGGACCCAUUGGACCUGCAGGCCCUCAGGGGGCCCCUGGUCACCCUGGUCCUCCUGGUUUGCCCGCCUCAGGACUGUACAUGGUAGGACAGAAAGGAGAGAAGGGACAGUCUGGCAUCCCAGGCCGCUGUGGGUGCAAUGGCCCCUCGAGUGUCAAUCCCUCCUUUGACCAGCACUUGCACCGGGGCAUCUAUCCCAGAGUUCCAGCGAUAUUUGUGGUGAAUAAUGAACAGGAGCUGAACCGCCUUCAGACCGAUAACGCUUUGGCGUUCCGUAAAGAUCAGAGGGCGCUUUACUUCAAAGACAUUAACGGCUGGAUGCCAAUACAGUUAACACCCUUCCAGUCGAUGGAGCGUGAUCCCGACCAGGAGGGUUUCUGCGGAGACAGCAUUGUGCAAGCUGAGAACGGAGAGGAGUGUGAUGACGGAAAUAAGGUGGUCACAGAUGGCUGUGUCAAGUGCAAAUUUGCAUAUUGUGGGGAUGGAUAUCGCUAUGAAGGGGCAGAGGAGUGUGAUGGAAAGGAUUUUGGCUUUCACACAUGCAGAUCCUUUUUGCCUGGAUCUUAUGGACAUCUCAAAUGCACAUCUGACUGUUUCAUUGACUCAACAAACUGCAAGUAUUUCACAUGAGGACACCAGAAAGUAGCGUCUCAUUUCAGCUGGCGACAUCCGUAUAAACAACAACACUGAACACCAUAGAUUCAGCAGAUAAACUGAGAGUAGAAAUCAUUGAGGGAAUUAUCACAAACACAUUAGCUGAACUCUUUCUUGACAUGAUGCUCUGAAGCCACGUAUCUCACUCGGGAAAGGAACGCUUGGCAAAGCCACGGUUCUGCUCGCGCUCUUAAGAACUCUAACAGGACUUCAGACGUCAUUCUAUGUGCAUGCUGCCUGCUGCUCUGCCCUGGCUUGACAUUUGGCCAGUGUGGUUGGCAAGAAGAAUCGGGCGAGUUGGGUGCCUCUUGGAGAUGGGUAAAAGACUCCUCAAUACCUCAAAGUACUGUAGUACUGUUUCAGAGGAAAGCCAUUUUCUCCUGGUCCACAUCACCUUCCCUCACACAGGGUGCUCUGUUUGUGGAAUGCAAUGUGAUAUUGUUACUAUAGUAUUUUGCAUGAGGCUGAGAUUGCAGUAGACGCGUCAGCAGAAAUUAUUACAGAGGCAUGUAACUGAGAAAAAGCAAAAGUGGCUCAUAUCUUUAAAUGUAAUAUGCAGGCUUAGACCAAACUGGUGCUUAGCCCUGGAAGAAACCUAAUAAUUUAACUGUAAUAAUCUUAACACUGAUGUACAUAAGGGUCAGUACAGCUUUGCAUACUGGGUCCAAAAUGAACUUGCCAUACAGCUCAAUAGCGGGUAAAAAUAUUAAGGUAUUUAUGGCUCAAGACAAAAAAAAAAAAAAAAUGAAAAUGCCAAAUUACUUUUUAAUUGACUAGUGUCAGAAUCAUUAGAUAAAGAUGGUUGUUCAGAAGUGAUUCAGUUCUUUGCAUGCAUCCUACUUUGGCUUUCAGUACACAGUAUGAUUUAGUUCGAACAUAACGAAAAAAUAAUCACGGUUCAGUAAGGGAGUCACUUGUAACCUCUUUCAACGAUUCACUGACUUAGUCCCCAAGCAAAUUCAAUGCUUUGUCAUAGUUCUUUUUACGGAGUCCUUCAAAAGAAUUUGAUCCAUGAUGGCAUUGUAGGCGAAUCCUAAACAGUGUUAUUGCACCCUUGAAGGGCACUGUGGGAACUUUACAAUAAGGUCUCAUUUGUUAACAUUAGUUAAUGCAUUAGUUUACGAACUAAUUUUGAGCAUUUUUACAGAAUUUAUUAAUUUGUUCUUGAAUCGGACAUCACAGAUCACGCUGUUCAAGAAACACCGACUUGCACUCUUAUAAGAUCACUCUGAUGACAUCAAAUAUUGAAUCAUAUCAACUAGACUUUAAAUUAUUGUUGAAAAAAGGUAGCGUUUUUGUAGCAUUUGCGACCAUUUACCCUUAAUGCAAAACUACCUCUCAUAAACCAUUUAUACACUCAUUUUAGUGGUUCUGCAAUUUCAACCAUUGUUGCAGUGACUCAAAUGGCCAGUAAAUCCAUUUGCUUUCUCACCAAAAUCACAUUUUCCUUCGGUGUGGCGUAUGGCAGGUGUUAUUUUUGGACCCUGACCAUAGAUGUGUUUUCACAGACAAUUUACUGAAAAAAAAAAAAAAAAAAACGAAAAAAAGGACAUACAAAUGUACUUCAAGUAACCACAAUAAUACUACUGAUUGACAAUACUUUAUUACAGAUGUUUAAGGAUAGAAGACCCUCUUUUCCAAGCUCUCAGUAUGUCUUGCUGGGUCACACUUAGUGUAACAUUUCCAUCAUAUCUCAGGAAACCACUUAAAGAUAUCCAGAACCUUUCCACCUCCAUGUGUGGAGUAGGGUGCACAUAUUCCACAGUUUAGCCUAGUUCCACACUGUUGUCUUGUGCUUCAAGAGCUUGUAGUCUUGAAGUAAAGCAAAUACGGUUUAUUUAUUUGGGUUAUGGGUCUGAAGAUCUUAAGUACUCAAUCUCAUGAGAAAACAUUACUAUUUUAUGAGGUGGCGAUUUUGGAAAAAUUCGUAUGAUGCGAUUUGUACGAAAACGUACCAUUGUUAGGCAAAAGUAAGCAUGAAACUUCACGCCUUACCCCCAUAACAUCAAUGGAGCGUAAACAGAUCCUACGAAAAUGUACAAAUGGGAUUGUACAAAUUCAUACAAAUUAGCUACCAAUUUGCCCAAAUUGUAAAAUAGUUAUGAAUUGCCAUGAGAUUAUGUUGGGAAAACCAUACAGUAUGUGAAGGCUCUACGGCUGUUAUUGAACAUUUUGUACUGUCUGCUAUUGCAGGGGUAGCAUUUUGCUGCUAUUCAGGCUAAAGACUGUUGGAUUAAGGCUGGACUGUUUAUGUCGUCCCAACGACUUUAAAUUGAUUUAUACCCAGUGCCAAAGUCCAGUCUGAAUAUACCUCAGCAUAUACGGUUUGCUUUAGCCUUUGUGAUUACAGGACCUGAGGUGUAGCAUACAGCACUUACUUACUGUUAUAUUCAGUGAAACUUUGCUUAAGUACCUUUGAGUUACAUUACUUUUUUUUUUAUCAACUCUAAGCCAGUUUUCCAUAAGCUAUAUGAUGCAUUUGCUACAGGAACCUCUUUGCUUACAUUUCUGGGGUGAUAUUCCUGACUUAUCUUUAGAUUUCAUGUAAAAUAUUAUGGAUAUAAUAUGGAAAUAAGUGUCUUGAAUGUGUUAUUCUGCAUGUUCAUCGUAUACUCUUGUUAAAAAGAGCAAGAUUGCCACAUUUCAAUACAAUGAUGGCCUAAAACAUGGAGGCGUUUUUGGAGUUAAAGUGCAUUUAGCUUGUAACUGACUGUUAUCCUCAUACUGUAUUUGUACAAACUGAGGAAAGAUGUUAUCAAAUAUUGCACAACAAACAUACAAAAGAGACUGAAUGUUUUGUCCUAGUGUAAUUUGAAAGAUGUUCUCAAUAUUAAAACAUGUUUGAUACUGUCCUGUAAUGAUGUUAAAAUAAAGCUUGAAAAGCUAA
This is a messenger RNA of Megalobrama amblycephala (Wuchang bream), 4903 nucleotides long. RefSeq names its product collagen-like tail subunit (single strand of homotrimer) of asymmetric acetylcholinesterase (gene colq). The transcript has 17 exons. Gene Ontology annotation, molecular function: heparin binding. Lineage: Eukaryota; Metazoa; Chordata; Actinopteri; Cypriniformes; Xenocyprididae. The coding region runs from base 643 to 1992 and encodes 449 amino acids. The record is from RefSeq and is a predicted model, not a curated record.